Boleophthalmus pectinirostris (great blue-spotted mudskipper) is the source of this 1141-nucleotide messenger RNA. Its product is annotated as annexin A2-like. Gene Ontology annotation, molecular function: cytoskeletal protein binding; calcium-dependent phospholipid binding; calcium ion binding. The record is from RefSeq and is a predicted model, not a curated record. NCBI's taxonomy places the organism in Eukaryota, Metazoa, Chordata, Actinopteri, Gobiiformes, Gobiidae. Gene Ontology annotation, cellular component: cytoplasm.
GUGCUUCUCUACUCUGCUCUCCACAGCUCUGACGCUCUCUGCUCCUCUCAGGUAAAGCAUGGCGCUGGUGUCUGAGUUCCUGGGUCAGCUGACUUUGGCGCACACUGGGGAGAAGGAGCCUAAAUUCCCCACAGUGGUGCCAGUCCGAGACUUUGACCCAGCCCGCGAGCUGCGGAUCGACGCUGCCAUUAAAACUAAAGGUGUGGAUGAGCAGACCAUCGUUGACAUCCUGACACACCGAAGCUGGGAGCAGAGGAAGGAGAUCGCCUUUGAGUAUGAACGAUUCUCUAAGAAGGAUCUGGGUGCUGCCCUGAAGGGGGCGCUCUCUGGGUCUCUGGAGUCUCUGAUGUUGGGUCUGCUCAAGAGCCCUCCAGAGUACGAUGCUACGGAGCUCAUGGGCUCCAUGAAGGGCCUGGGCACAGAUGAGGAGACUCUCAUUGAGAUCGUCUGCUCCAGAAGCACAGAGGAGAUGCUAACCAUCAAGAGGCUCUACAGAGAAAUGUUUAAGAGGGAGCUGGAGAAGGACAUAGCCGGAGACACUUCAGGGAACUUUGCCAAACUGCUCCUGGCCCUGGUUCAGACCAAGAGAGAUGAUCCGACCAAUGUGGUGGACUAUGAGAAGAUUGAUGAUGACGCACGGGCUCUGUAUGACGCAGGGGUGAAGAGGAAGGGCACAGACGUGGUCACAUGGAUCACCAUCAUGUCCCAGAGGAGUGUGCCCCACCUGCAGAGAGUGUUUGACAGGUACAAGAACUACAGCCCAUACGACAUCAAGGAGAGCAUCAGGAAGGAGGUGAAGGGCGACCUGGAGAAAUCCUUCCUCACUCUGGUGGAGUGUUUUGAGAACAAGCAGCUCUACUUCGCCAACAGACUCAAUGAGGCCAUGAAGACUAAGGGGGCCAAGGAGAAGGUGGUGACCCGGAUCCUGGUGUCCCGCUGCGAGGUGGACCUGAUGAAGAUCCGCACUGAGUUCAAGAGGCACCACCGGAGGUCCCUGUACCAGACCAUCACCGAGCACACUAAAGGGGACUACCAGAGGGCCCUGCUCAGUUUGUGCGGAGGAGAUGACUGAGACUACAUUACCCACAAGCCCCCUCUUCAUUUACAGUAUUAACACCACAUGCCUUUGUUCUUAAUCUGC